Molecule: messenger RNA, 1188 nt
Organism: Symbiodinium sp. CCMP2456
Lineage: Eukaryota; Dinophyceae; Suessiales; Symbiodiniaceae
Source: the annotation of a GenBank genome assembly
AUGAUGUGGAGUUACUGCCGGGAGUCAGUCCUCAGUUAUUUAGAGCAGGCUGCGUUGGAUUUAGACCUCAUCAUCUCUGUUCAUCCACUGAUUCACCACGUGGUGAUUGAAGGACUGGAAGAACUUGCUCGAGGUUCCCAACCACCCGCAAGCCGCCAGGACUUGUGCCUGCCGGUUGUCACAGUUGUGACAGACUUGGGAUCUGCGCAUCUAUCCUGGUUUGACCCGCGCGCCGACAUGUUGUUUGUCCCGAGUCAGGAAAUUUACCAAGCCGCCAUCAAACGAGGAGUGCCGAGGAGGAAGAUCCACUUGUGUGGCCUUCCGCUGAGGGAAGGCUUUUGGUGUGCCGAUCCUGUGUCUCCUGACCAAAAGCGCCAGCUGCAGGCUCAGUUGGGACUUCGACCCACUGAACGGCCUGAGGUUGUGCUUCUCAUGGGAGGUGGUGAGGGCUUCGGGAAGCUCUUGGAUGUAGCCUGCGCCAUCGGCGACACGUUGAUCGGCCUUGGUUAUGGACAGCUUGUGGUUGUUUGUGGUCGGAACGAAGAGGUCCGGAAAGCCCUGGUGGAGCGGCGCUGGACGCCCCGUGGCUUUGGGGAAUGGCUUUUCGAACCCUUGAUUCUGGGUUUCGUCACAAACGUGGAUCAGUACAUGACAGCUGCGGACUGUCUGGUGACGAAGGCAGGACCCGGAUCCAUUGCCGAGAGCAUGAUCAAAGGUCUGCCAUGCCUUCUGACGGCUUUCGUGCCUGGCCAGGAGGAAGGCAAUAUCAGCUAUGUCACCGACAAUGGUGCGGGUGCCUACGUCUCGGAUGAGGAUCCACAUCUUGUGGCAUCCAAGAUUGAAGAGUGGUUGAAGGACCCGCCCACUUUGGAAAGGAUGUCCGAGAACGCGCGAAGAUUAGCGCAGCCUGAUGCUGCGCUGGAAAUUGCCCGGAGGAUGUGCGACAGCCUCCUUGAUCUCGGCGUGGAGCUUGAAGAGGUGCGUUCCGGAAAUUUCGGGACAACAUGGAGGAAUCAGCUGUUGCAUCGCAAGGACCUUUCCUUCACUGCUGCUGUCGGUAACCAGAGGGAGCACUUGCAAAGGAGCAGCGCCGCAAAUCAAGACAAAAAGCAACGGGUGAAGCUGCAACCAGCGAGGAGUGUGAUGCUUCCCCUUGAAAAAAGUCCAGCGAGCACUUCGAAAGGGUAA